Molecule: messenger RNA, 435 nt
Organism: Candidula unifasciata
Lineage: Eukaryota; Metazoa; Mollusca; Gastropoda; Stylommatophora; Geomitridae
Source: the annotation of a GenBank genome assembly
AUGGGAGGUGAUGUGUUGACAGACAGAUAUGGGAAGGAACGUGUUGACCAGCAGAUGUGGGAGGGUACUGUUCACAGACUUUUUGAAACUCAUCCGGAAGUUCAGAACGUGUUCGUGCCAUUCAAAGGUCAGUCCAAGGAAAGCCUUAGGGACAGCGCGCAGCUCAAGUCUCACGCGCUCAGGGUGAUGGGCACGGUAGAGAAGUGCGUCACUCGCUUCCAGGAGCCGGAGAAGAUCUCUCAGAUGCUCCACGAGUUGGGAGCUCGGCAUGUCAUGUAUAAUGCCAAGGUUGAUUACAUUGAUCUGAUUGGGCCGCAAUUUAUCUGGGCCAUCGAGCCGGUCAUUGGGGAGCAUUGGACAGCGGAAGUUGAACAAGCGUGGUCAGAUCUGUUCAAGUAUAUCAGCUACAUCAUGAAGGACGCCAUGGCGUUUUGA